AUGAAUUCCUCCGACCCCACGGAGACGGUCGAGGUUGCCAAAGCGACGGCCAACCUGCAUGAUGUCCACCUGGAUGAGAAGAAGCCCGCCUCUAUUGAUAAGGACUUGGCGAUCACGCCGAGUAUAGAAGAGGUCCCGGCCACCACAGUCGUGGGCGCAACCGCCGGUGAUACCGAUCUCCAGAAGACCUAUCCGACCGACGAGGAAUUGAGAACCCUGCGUCGAGUGUGCGGACAAAUCCCAUGGACCGCAUACACCGUGGCGUUUGUGGAAUUGUGUGAACGAUUCUCCUACUAUGGAACGACGGCCGUUUUCGUCAACUUUAUCCAGCGCCCCAUGCCGGCAGGCUCCUCCACUGGUGCGACCUAUGAUAAUUCACGAGUACCGGGAGCGCUGGAUAUGGGCCAACAGGCCUCCACUGGUUUGACCUUGUUCAAUUCCUUUUGGUCCUACAUUAUGCCCAUGGCUGGUGCAUUCCUGGCCGAUCAAUACUGGGGUCGAUUCCGCACGAUCAUGUACUCCAUCGCGGCCGCUUUGCUCGGUCAUUUGAUCCUGGUCAUCUCCGCUAUUCCCAGCGUGAUCUCCCACCCCAAUGGCGCGAUCGCGUGUUUUUCCAUCGGUCUGAUCAUCAUGGGUAUGGGAACGGGUGGUUUCAAAUCGAAUAUUUCGCCCCUCAUCGCUGAGCAAUAUCGCGAGGAAUAUCCAUACAUUAAGACCCUUGCCUCAGGGGAGCGAGUGAUUGUGGAUCCCGCCAUUACCGUCCAGCGCAUCUACCUGUACUACUACUUGACUGUCAACAUCGGUUCCAUCACGGGCCAAGUGAGCAUGGUCUAUGCCGAGAGAUAUGUUGGGUUUUGGUUGUCAUACUUCCUGCCAACAUGCCUGUUUCUGUGGUGCCCGACGGUGUUGUUCUUCUGCCGGAACAAGUACUACCGGGUGAAACCACAAGGCUCCGUCUACGGACAGGCGUUCCGGCUCUGGAAGCUGGCGAUGAAGGGGCGGUGGUCGUUGAAUCCGGCGCGGCUGUUCAAACGCAACGACAAGCCAUUCUGGGACGCGGUCAAGCCGAGUGCUCUGGGCCCAAAUCGGCCUCAGUGGAUGACUUUCGACGACGAAUGGGUCGACGAAGUUGCUCGUGGCCUGAAGGCAUGCAAAGUGUUCCUGUGGUACCCUCUCUUCUGUAUGCUCGCCUACAACCAGAUGUUGAACAACUUGACAUCUCAAGCGGCCACUAUGCACCUUGGUGGCGUCCCCAACGAUAUCAUCAAUAACCUCAACCCUCUUUCCCUGAUCAUUUGCAUUCCGAUCUUUGAUCGGGUCAUCUACCCUGGCUUCCGCCGUCUGGGAUUCAACUUUACCCCCAUCAAGAGAAUCACGUGUGGGUUCGUCGUCGCCGGCUGCUCCAUGAUCGCGGCCACGGUCAUCCAACACUACAUUUACGUGAAAGGCCCCUGCGGCAAGGAGGCCAACUACUGUCUCGAUGAAUAUGGAAAGUACUCGCCCAUCUCCGUCUGGACCCAGGCGAUUAUCUACAUCCUCGGUGGUAUCUCGGAGAUCUUUGCCUCCAUCACCUCCCUCGAGUAUGCCUUCACCAAGGCGCCCAAGAACAUGCGGUCGAUCGUACAGGCCGUCGCGCUCUUCAUGAACGCCUUCUCCUCAGCCAUCGGCCAGGCCUUCGUCGGCUUGUCCAAGGAUCCCCUGCUGGUGUAUAACUAUAUGGUGGUGACGAUCCUGGCCUUCGUUGGUGCUAUUGGCUUCUGGUUGAGCAACUACAAGCUGGAUCGGAGGGAAGACGAGUUGAACAACCUGCCGCAGAGCAAAUAUGUCGAAUCGAGUGGCGUGAGUGUGGACGAGGAGACUGCCCGGAAGUAA
Messenger RNA from Aspergillus nomiae NRRL 13137, 1872 nucleotides. RefSeq names its product putative MFS peptide transporter. Gene Ontology annotation, cellular component: membrane. Lineage: Eukaryota; Fungi; Ascomycota; Eurotiomycetes; Eurotiales; Aspergillaceae. The record is from RefSeq and is a predicted model, not a curated record. Bases 1 to 1872 code for a protein of 623 amino acids. Gene Ontology annotation, molecular function: dipeptide transmembrane transporter activity. Gene Ontology annotation, biological process: transmembrane transport; oligopeptide transport. The transcript is spliced from 6 exons.